GCGGCUGGAGCGUUCGAACGUGGGGCGCGCGGCGGCGGUUGGGCUUGAGGCUGUGGCGGUUGGAGACGGUGGGGUCGACAUGGCGCCUCCUGCGCGUCCGCAGCUCGAGUCGCUCAAGUACGCGGAGCUACAGCAGAUGGCGAAGGCCGCCGGCCUGAAGGCUAACCUGCGGGCAAACAAACUGUUGAAUGCACUGAAGCAACAUUUUGAAAAAAUGCAAGAAAACGAAAAUACCGUAGACUCUGAAAAAAGUGCAUCUGCUUCCAUUGAAUUGGAUGAACUGAGCAAUCGGGAGGAAAUUAUGCCUGAUUCAGUGUGUUUUAUUACAAAAAGACAUGGUAAAGAAAAGAAGAUAACCAGAAAAAGAAAGAACUCCAACGAGGAAGCUAAUACCACUGGAGAAAACACAGCGCCUUCUGACAAGAAAGAGGAACAUUUGGAAAUGAAAGAAAACAAAGUGCCUCGGGAUGAUAAUGAAAAAGGACAGAAAUUAUUCCAAAAUGAGGAACUUGUAGCUAAAAAGAGAGCCCUUGAGGAUCCAAGGAUGCGUACUGGUCAGAAAGAGCAACCAGAUAAGACUUCUACAAUAAGCAGUGAACAUGAAUGUGAUGCUCCUCAUGCAGGAGGGAAGAUCCCUUUAUACCUAGGCAGCGUGUCUAGGCCUGGGAAAAGAGGAAUAAAAGCUACUACACCAAACUUUAAAAAGAUGCAUGAGGCUCACUUUGAGAAAAUGGAAUCUAUUGCUGACUACGUUGAGAGGAAGAAAAAGAAGAUUGAUAACUGCAGCAGUUCUCUUGGCAAAGUCAGGAAACAAACCGGUGGCAAAACAAUUUUGUUCAGCCCAAAUCCAGAGAGAGGUAGAUUCUCUGCCAUGUCCACUCCUAAUAACCUUCGGCACUCGCCACAUGGCUCUGUGAACACUGCUAAUCGGAGUAUUUUAUCUAAGAAAUCUUCAUUUAAUCCUUCUGUCCUUUCAACAACCAAAAUGAAUGUCAGGUUCUCGGAAGCCACAAAAGAUAAUGAGCACAAACGCUCUCUUACCAAGACUCCAUCCAGAAUGUCUCCAUACUUGAGGGACAUCUGUACAACUGAAAGUCAGAAGAGCUGCAAACUAAUAAAUCAGAAAAACUACAUGGAAAAUGCAAAAAAUAAUGAUAUGUCUGCAUCAAAAAAUCAAGUGGAUGUCACCACCCCCUUCAAGUUCACAGCUCGUCCUGCAGAACCCACAAGUGCAAAGAAGGUAUUUGAUCUCAAAGCAAGUCUCUCAAGGCCGCUUCGGUAUCAGCCACAUAAAGGACGACUAAAGCCUUGGGGAGAAUUUAAAGAAAAUACCGUCCUAAAUAAGUCCGUUUGCAGCAACAUCUCUUCACGUAAGAAUGAUUACAAACAGCCGCCUCUCCAGACAAGGGAAGAAAGGCGUGAGAAACAUGAGCAAGAGAGAAAAAAGAAAAAGGCUCAGGCUCUCGAAAAGCUUAGACGACUACCUGUACAUUAGGAGGAAUAAGAAAUGUUGAAGAAACCACUGUAAAUACUGUUCCUGUCAU
Cuculus canorus (common cuckoo) is the source of this 1544-nucleotide messenger RNA. It is a transcript of the gene NUSAP1, whose product is annotated as nucleolar and spindle associated protein 1. The record is from RefSeq and is a predicted model, not a curated record. Gene Ontology annotation, molecular function: microtubule binding. Gene Ontology annotation, cellular component: mitotic spindle; microtubule; nucleolus. Gene Ontology annotation, biological process: mitotic cytokinesis; mitotic chromosome condensation; establishment of mitotic spindle localization. Bases 80 to 1495 code for a protein of 471 amino acids. The transcript has 11 exons. Lineage: Eukaryota; Metazoa; Chordata; Aves; Cuculiformes; Cuculidae.